CAUAAUAUUGAUACUGCAUGUAGGUCAAGUAACGUUGCUAUAGUGAAAGCUUACGAGCUGAUUCAGUCUGGAGAGUGCGACGCGGCCAUUAUCGCUUCCGCCAAUCUAUGCCUCCAUCCUUAUGUACAAUUUCAAUUUUACCAUCUAGGGGUUUUAUCUUCUGAUGGUUACUGUAAACCCUUUGACGAGGAAGGCGCCGGAUAUAUGCGUAGCGAUACGGUCGCGGUAGUAUAUCUGCAAAAGGCAAAAAAUGCAAGAAAUUAUGCAACCCUUGUACACGGUAAAAUAAAUUGCGAUGGUUUUAAAGCAGAAGGUAUUACUUUUCCAUCGGUCGAAAAGCAAAAAAUAUUGUUGAGUAAAUUUUAUAAGGAAUGUGAAAUUUCGCCCAAUGAGUUAUCUUACGUAGAGGCCCAUGCAACUGGUACUCUUGCCGAUGAUCCCAUAGAAGUUAUGGCCAUUGACCAGACUUUAUGCGCUAAAAGAAACACUCCUUUAUUGAUGGGUUCGAUAAAAUCAAAUAUUGGACAUUCCGAACCCGCCAGUGGCCUUUGUCAAAUCGCAAAGGUAUUAUUAGCGAUGGAAACUGGUAUAAUUACGCCUACUAUACACUUCAAGCGUCCGCGAAAAGAGUUAACUGCUAUUAUCGAAGGAAGAAUAAAGAUCGUCACUGAACCAACAGAAUGGGAGGGUGGUUAUGUAGGUAUCAAUUCUUUUGGGUUUGGAGGGGUUAAUGGCCACAUAUUAUUAAAAUCAAAUCCAAAACAAAAAAUCAACAAUAGAGCUUCGAAUGAUGACUUACCUAGGCUUGUAACUGUAUCUGGUCGUACGGAGGAAGCAGUUAAAAUCAUCUUAGAUGAUGUGCGAAAUCGACCAAUAGAUGCUGAGUUUAUAUCUCUGCUACAUCAUAUUCAUAAUAAUGAUAUAGAAGGUCAUCCUUACAGAGGAUACAUGAUAACUGGGUCUAAAAUACCUCAUAAUACAAUUAAUAAAAUAGAACAUACUUCAUAUGUCAGAAGACCGAUUUGUUUCAUAUUUUCUGGAUUAGGAACUCAAUGGUUUGGGAUGAGUCGCGCGCUAAUGAAAUUCCCAGUGUUUGCCAAGGCAAUCCAAAAAUGUGGUAUCGUUUUGAGAUCUUACGGCAUAUCACUUACAGAUAUUUUAACAAGUAAUAAUAAAAAUAUUUUUGAUAAUAUUUUUAAUUUUUUAUUGGGUCUUAUUGGACUACAGAUUGGAUUAGUUGAUCUUUUAACAUCUAUUGGUGUAAUCCCCGAUUUUAUAAUUGGUCACUCCAUUGGUGAACUAAUCUGUGGAUAUGCCGAUGGAUGUUUAACGGCCGAAGAAACGAUUCUGUCAGCAUAUUUCAUCGGUUUAGCCCUUCACGAAUCGAAAAUAAUUAAUGGCUCCAUGGCUGAAAUUAAUCUCGACCUUGAAACCUUAAAAGUUAUGUGUCCUUCGGAUAUCGAUAUAGCUUGUUACAAUAGUUCUUCUAAUUUUAUUGUAAGCGGACCAACGAAUUCUAUAAAAACAUUCCUCACCAAAUUGCAGGCGAAUAAUAUAUCUAUAAAAGAAAUUUCUUGUGGUUAUAUACCUUUUCAUAGUCGUUACAUCAAACCUGUUGUAGCUAAGUCUGAAGAAUACUUGAACCAAACAUUACCACAAAAAAAGUUUCACAGCUCAAAGUGGCUGAAAACAUCCUCUCACGAGUACUCCAAUACUAUACCUUUAUGUUCAAAAUAUUAUACAAAUCACUUGUUGUCUCCGGUGUUAUUCGCAAAGACGAUACGUUCAAUUCCAAAAGAUACAGUAACAAUUGAAAUUUCUUCUCAGAAUAUUCUUCAAUACAUUUUGAAUAAUUAUUUAUACUCUACAGUAACAAACGUAGCGCUAUAUGAACAA
Molecule: messenger RNA, 1896 nt
Organism: Temnothorax curvispinosus
Lineage: Eukaryota; Metazoa; Arthropoda; Insecta; Hymenoptera; Formicidae
Product: fatty acid synthase-like
Biological process (GO): fatty acid biosynthetic process
Molecular function (GO): fatty acid synthase activity
Source: RefSeq, a predicted model, not a curated record